CCUCAUGUGACUGAGACACUGUAGUUUAGUCUGGAUUGAUCCUGUGUGAAAAAGACAGAGCUGCAGCAGCAGGAGCAGCAGUAUCAGGCCUGGCUCCAAAGCAUCGCAGAGAAAGACAACUUGUUACUUAUUGGCAAGUCUGCUUCAGAGCAUUACGAUAAUAAGGAAGAAGAGAAUGAAGAUGAUGAGGACAGUGAAGGGGAUUCAGAAGAUGAUGAGGACAUGCAGGACAUGGAUGAGAAGAAUGAUGUUGGAGAGGUCAAUGAGGUGGACAUGGAAGGCAAUGAACAGGAUCAGGACCAGUGGAUGAUCUAGGUAGACAAGCCAAGGUGGCCUCAGAGUGAUUCCAUCCACCCCAACCUAUUUUGC
Molecule: messenger RNA, 369 nt
Organism: Meriones unguiculatus (Mongolian gerbil)
Lineage: Eukaryota; Metazoa; Chordata; Mammalia; Rodentia; Muridae
Product: anaphase-promoting complex subunit 15-like
Exons: 1
Biological process (GO): regulation of mitotic cell cycle spindle assembly checkpoint
Cellular component (GO): anaphase-promoting complex
Source: RefSeq, a predicted model, not a curated record